UUGAUAGUCGGAGGCUUCUGUACAGAGAUGGCAAGAGAACCGUAGCUGACUGUGGGGCCUGUACGGUUGGGCAUUUCACCGACAACCGUAACGUCAGAGAGCCGCAGAGACCGUAGGAAAGGAGCGGAACAGCGAACAAGAGGAGCCAUGGGACACGGAGUGGGCUGAACCAGAGGGUCUAGCAGCACACACCAAUUGUUCCCACUGUGGUGUAUGACAUGGCCACGGCCUCAUCUAGAGCAGAGAAUAGCCAUAACCACAGAGGAACGUUACAGCUCCAUGCCAUUGUAUCCUGUGCCAAACUCAAAAGGAAGAAGAGCCUGUUUGGGACUGCCAUUUAUGUGGAGGUGACAGCAGAGGGGGAGUCGCGCCGCACAGCAAAAUCUCACAGCUCCUCCAGUCCGAAAUGGGAGGAGAGGCUCAUUCUGAAUGUAACACCGCACACACAGGUGGAUUUCAAAGUAUGGAGUCACCACACGUUGAAAGCAGAUGCUCUGCUGGGCAAAGCCACGUUGGACCUAAAUCAAGCCUUGGAGCAGCAUGACAGAAAAUUGGAGAAUGUGAAGGAGGUGCUGAAGUUGAGUGCGGAACAGAAGGGGGCCUUGGUGCCCAUAGGGGAGCUGACUGUGUACCUAGAUGGACUGACUGUCACUGACCAGGAGGAGCUGGCACCACUUACCAAUGGCAACGCAGCAAAUGGCACCAAAGUCCAACAGAAUGGUGAUGCCAUCCAUGAAAAUGGAGACUCAUCUUCUUCCUCCUCAAGGGCUGCCAACAGCACAGUGAAUGGUACGGACUUGGGCCCGAGGUCAGGAUCCUGUUCAGCCUCCAGUGGUGCAGAUGGGCAGGUGCCUUCCAGCUCCUGCAGCCCUGCUCUUGGUCGUGUUGUCAAUGGAAACACCACACCCAAUUCCACCCCGGUCCACCAACCCUCCGACAGUGAUACAGAGAGUAGAAUGGUCAACGGGGAGUCCUGUGAUGCUGCUCUCGGGCAACCGUCUGCAACAAGAAGUGAUGUGCUGCCCCCUGCAGAUGACCAUGAGGACUGCAUUCAAGAUGCUGCCCUGCCCGACUCCGACACAGCACCAAAUAGCACAUGUCAAUCCCCGCCGACUUCCACACCUUCUCCAGCCUCCUCUGUUGCUGCUAAACCUGCUGAUGGCACUGCUGCUACUGCUGCGUCUGCUGCUUCUGCUGCUUCCUCCACGUUUGCCUCUCCACCCCAGGGGGCCACCACCGUCACAACGUCCUCAUCAUCAUCUUCUUCCUCCCCAGCUCUGGGGGAAGCAAAUGCUUCAGGGGCUGGAGGUGGUAGCAGCAGUAGUAGCAGUACAACUGUAACUACAGAUGGGGCCAAACCCAGGCAGCAGGCCCCCAAUGCUGGAGCCCCAGACCCUCUACCACCCGGGUGGGAGCAGAGAAAAGAUCCACAUGGGAGAACAUACUAUGUAGACCACAACACCAGGACGACUACCUGGGAAAGACCACAGCCACUACCACCAGGGUGGGAGCGCCGAGUAGACGACCGGGGAAGGAUCUAUUAUGUGGACCACAACACCCGUACAACCACAUGGCAGCGUCCCACUAUGGAGUCAGUGCGCAACUUUGAGCAGUGGCAGAGCCAACGCAGCCAGCUGCAGGGAGCUAUGCACCAGUUUAACCAGAGAUACCUCUACUCUGCAUCCAUGAUGUCUGCUGAGAACGAUCCUCUUGGUCCGCUACCUCCUGGCUGGGAGAGGCGUGUGGACUCCAACGAUAGAGUGUACUUUGUCAACCAUAACACCAAGACGACGCAGUGGGAAGACCCCCGAACCCAAGGGCUACAGAAUGAGGAUCCUCUGCCUGAAGGUUGGGAGAUCCGGUACACAAGGGAAGGGGUUCGCUACUUUGUGGAUCACAACACCCGAACAACCACUUUCAGCGACCCCCGCACUGGAAAGUCCUCUGUUACCAAAGGCCCUCAGAUCGCAUAUGAGCGCAGCUUCCGAUGGAAGCUUGCUCAUUUCCGCUACUUGUGCCAGUCUAAUGCUCUCCCUAGCCAUGUGAAGAUCACCGUCUCCAGACAGACACUGUUUGAAGACUCUUUUCAGCAAAUUAUGGCCCUGAAGCCUUACGACUUGAGGAGGAGACUGUAUGUCAUCUUCAGAGGCGAGGAGGGUCUCGACUACGGUGGCUUAGCUCGAGAGUGGUUCUUCUUGUUGUCCCAUGAAGUGCUGAACCCGAUGUACUGUCUGUUUGAGUACGCUGGCAAGAGCAACUACUGUCUGCAGAUCAACCCAGCCUCUGCCAUCAACCCGGACCACCUCUCCUAUUUCUGCUUCAUUGGCCGCUUUAUUGCAAUGGCACUUUUCCACGGCAAGUUCAUUGACACGGGCUUCUCUCUGCCUUUCUACAAACGCAUGCUGAACAAGAAGCUAAUACUCAAAGACCUGGAGUCCAUCGACCCAGAAUUCUACAACUCACUCAUAUGGAUCAGGGACAACAACAUCGAGGAAUGCUGUCUGGAGAUGUACUUCUCUGUCGACAUGGAGAUCUUGGGGAAGAUCACGUCUCAUGACCUCAAACCUGAUGGUGCCAAUGUCCUGGUCACUGAGGAGAACAAGGAGGAGUACAUCAGUCUAAUGGCAGAAUGGAGGUUCUCUCGCGGCGUAGAAGGUCAGACUAAAGCCUUCCUGGAUGGCUUCAAUGAGGUGGUUCCACUUCAGUGGCUUCAGUACUUUGAUGAAAAGGAGCUGGAGGUGAUGCUGUGUGGCAUGCAGGAGGUAGACCUGCAGGACUGGCAGAGAAACACGGUGUACCGUCACUACACCAGGAACAGCAAACAAAUCAUCUGGUUCUGGCAGCUGGUGAAAGAAGUGGACAACGAAGUGCGACUACGGCUCAUGCAGUUUGUCACUGGAACCUGCCGGCUUCCUCUGGGCGGCUUCGCUGAACUCAUGGGAAGUAAUGGGCCACAGAAGUUCUGCAUUGAGAAGGUGGGGAAGGACACGUGGCUUCCUCGGAGCCACACGUGUUUCAACCGUCUGGACUUGCCUCCCUACAAAAGUUUCGAACAGCUUAAAGAGAAGCUGCUCUUUGCCAUCGAGGAAACAGAAGGAUUUGGCCAAGAAUAGAGGGAGGAGUCCUCUCGUAUCUCCCUCCCUCCCCCAUCGCUGUUUAUUCAGCCAAGAAAAACAAACUAAAAAAAAAAAAAAUUGCACAAGAUAACCACCAAUGUAUAUAAGCUAUUUUGUCAUUUAAAACCAAAUUCUCAUUUGCAGCAUCAUUUUUGCCGCAAUCCUGUUCCCCAGCCCUUAAAUAUUAUAUAAGACCCCCGUCAUGAAAUAUGCAAGCAUUUCAGCCUUUUGCUCCUGUUUAAGAACAGAAAUCAUUAAUUGUUUUUCUUUAUUUUUUUUUUAAAUUUCCUCCCCGCUGCUGACUGGCUUUUUAAAAGAGACUGAAAAUGUUUUCGAGAGGAUUUUAUAGUUGACGCGCAAUCUUCUUUUAAAGCUCUAGUUCUAUAGAGCUUUUAAACGGCAAGAGUAGAAGAGUAUUGGAGUCUGGUGCCUGAAAUUCUUUUUUUUCCUGUCGGACACGUAGUAAUUUUUGCAAUUUUUGCAUGCUGCCUGUGAAGAUGAGAAGACCGCUGUGACCGCCGCCCUCCGCCGCUACCACCACACGUUCGCACACAGACAUGUUGGCAUGGAUCGCCCCCGAACGAGCUUCUCGCCAUCGUCGACCAACGGCACAGCGUUCAGGUUGGACUUAAGCACAGAACAACACUCUCGGUUACAGUAUUCCCUCAACAAUAAGAUUCUGGACACCAGCCCAGAGAAAGAAGCAUCAUUGGGUCCUUUUGAUUGGAAGCAAAGACUGGUGUAGAAACUAAUGGACACUCGAGAAUUCUUAAUUGGACUGAAAGAGUUGAACUGUGUGUGUGUGCGUGAGUGUGGGGACGGUGAGCCUCGCAGCUCGAAGGUUCAUGCCAGAGAUACGGGACAUUAUAAAGGCUCGCUAGACGGCAGCCUGCUGGCACACUGUGAAGAGAGAAGGGCUUCAGUUGGCAAGUUAAAAACACGAGGAUGACACACCCACAGCUGCCAUUUAAACAUUUAGAGAAUUGACUCAACAGAAAAAGAAAAAAAAAAAUCAUGUGGCUCAAAUAAUUCAUGUGCGCUUGGCUGACUUUCUGUUGCCUGUUUUGAAUUUAUGAUCUUGGACCAUAAAGUGUCUCCAGUCCAGUGAAGCCUCUGUACUUUAGAGAGAUGUGAUUAUUCCUACUUUAUGACAUAAAGAUAACAUUUACUCCAGCCCCUAAGAUGAAGCUGACACAGCUGACAAACAGCCCCGCAGCGUAUCUCGCCAUAAGUGUCGUCACUCUUACAUAACGCGCACCAAAUUCCUCGACUCUUAAUUAUGAAUGUCGGAUCUUAUUUGGCCGCCAUGUGCUGUGAGAAAGUGUAAAAAAAAGGAAUCAAAAUGUCUAGAACGACUUGAUAACAACGUAAACCAAUGUUGCAUGCAAGCAGAACACAGUGGAAAGUAGCCAUUAAAAAAAAGAAGAAGCAGUUCUGUGCUUCUAUCUAGUCAACAGUGUGACUACAGUCCAGCUGCACAAGAUGACCUUUAAGACCACAGUGCUGAGUUCAUCGUACACUCUGAUGUAUCCACCCCACGUUUCGUCUCAUUCUUAAUUUUAUAUGAGCUGAAAUCGCCUUCGUGUAACAAUCUGUGAAUCAAAUAGUGUGUAAACUCGACACAGCACCAAGCCUGACGACGCACCACGUUGCUAUACGUUCUGUUUUUAGUCCUGCACCCACACGAUUCCCUUUGUCCUUUAUUUUCCUUAAAUGCUUUACGGGACACGCCCUUCAUUUCACAAGCGUCACAUCCAACUCCAUCGUUUCUUAGUGACAACUCUGGUGCUUAUUCUUUCAGUCAGUGGUUUCAAUGCAUUAAAAAAAUAAUGCUAUGGCAGUGGCAGGCCAUUCUCCUCGUUCUCUCUGGCAUUGUGGGGUUUUUUUUUUUUUUUUUUUAGACCACUGCAAACAGCAGCAAGCUGCUUUAGACUUUUUCUCGGAGGAGCUUGUGAUUAGUCGAGUUAUCAGCCGUGUAUAUAACAUGUAUUCAGCUGUCUGGAGGAGGAGGAGGGACGACAGUGUGAAGAGAAACAAUUACUAUAGCAAAAGGAGCCGCCUUUUGAGAGACGUCAAAACUGCAUAACUUUGUGCUUCCUUUUGAACAGAAACCUGUAAUCAAAGAAAAUCAACUGUGUAUGUGAAUAUUCAUUGUAUAAAGAUAAUGAUGGUAAAUGAAGUACUUAAAUAUUAUAAUUAAUUACACAGAGCCGCCGCUCCAUUGAUGGAAAUCUGUGAUGCCUUUGUUCUUAUCAGAAAUAGAUGGGACGCUUCAGGUCGCCUUCGCCGCGGCCGCUGACUGCAUGAAGCAUCACCUGGGCGGAAGAAGAGCUGUUGUCGAUCGGCUCAGUGUUUAUCAAUGCGGCAGGAACGUUGCUGCGACGGAGGCCACCUGAAACGCACCCAGACUGUAACAUAUCGCGUGUAGAUACACACUGUAAACACCAACUACACUGUACAGAAUGCCCCUUUACUGGAGACGAUGUGUAUAGAAGAUUCAUUUUUAAUCUGCUUUCACCCAUUUUAAAUGGAGAGAGAUGGAUUUAUGAGAUACAAAUAAAGAAGUGAAUAAACCCCC
Stegastes partitus (bicolor damselfish) is the source of this 5694-nucleotide messenger RNA. Its product is annotated as NEDD4-like E3 ubiquitin-protein ligase WWP1. The record is from RefSeq and is a predicted model, not a curated record. NCBI's taxonomy places the organism in Eukaryota, Metazoa, Chordata, Actinopteri, Pomacentridae. The transcript is spliced from 25 exons. The coding region runs from base 219 to 3113 and encodes 964 amino acids. Gene Ontology annotation, molecular function: ubiquitin protein ligase activity; protein binding. Gene Ontology annotation, biological process: proteasome-mediated ubiquitin-dependent protein catabolic process; protein ubiquitination. Gene Ontology annotation, cellular component: cytoplasm.